CUCGCGGGGACCCGGCAGCUGCCUAGCGGCGGGCGGCGGGCGGCGGCCAGCCCGGGGGUGGUGCGAGGCGGCGGGACUCAGCCCCGCGCGGGGAGCAGGCACCAUGGUGCUGUCGGUGCCUGUGAUCGCGCUGGGCGCCACGCUGGGCACCGCCACCAGCAUCCUAGCGCUGUGCGGGGUCACCUGCCUGUGCCGGCACAUGCACCCCAAGAAGGGGCUGCUGCCGCGGGACCGAGAGCCGGACCCCGAGAAGGCGAGGCCGGGCGUGCUCCAGCCCGCCCAACAGUUCAAUGUCAAAAAAUCCACCGAGCCCGUCCAGCCCCGCGCUCUUCUCAAGUUCCCCGACGUCUAUGGCCCCAGGCCGGCUGUGACAGCCCCGGAGGUCAUCAACUACGCAGACUACACACUGGGGACCACGGAGGAGCCUGCUGCACCUGCCAGCCCCACUGCCCCCAACGACAGCCGCCUCAAGAGGCAGGUCACAGAGGAGUUGUUCAUCCUUCCUCAGAAUGGAGUGGUGGAGGACGUCUGUGUCAUGGAGACCUGGAACCCUGAGAAGGCAGCCAGCUGGAACCAGGCCCCCAAGCUCCACUACUGCCUGGACUACGACGGGCAGAAGGCUGAGCUGCUCGUGACCCGCCUGGAAGCCGUGACCAGCGAGCAGGACGGAGGCUGCGACUGCUAUGUCCAAGGCAGCGUAGCCAACAGGACCGGCUCCGUGGAGGCCCAGACGGCCCUGAAGAAGCGGCAGCUGCACACCGCCUGGGAGGAGGGCCUGGUGCUCCCCCUGGCGGAGGAGGAGCGCCCCACGGCCACCCUGACCCUGACCCUCAGGACCUGCGACCGCUUCUCCCGCCACAGCGUGGCCGGGGAGCUCCGCCUGGGCCUGGAUGGCGUGUCCGUGCCUCUGGGGGCCGCGCAGUGGGGCGAGCUGAAGACCUCGGCUAAGGAGCCAUCUGCAGGAGCCGGAGAGGUCCUCCUGUCCAUCAGCUACCUCCCGGCGGCCAACCGCCUCCUGGUGGUGCUGAUCAAAGCCAAGAACCUCCACUCCAGCCAGUCCAAGGAGCUCCUGGGGAAGGAUGUCUCUGUCAAGGUGACCCUGAAGCACCAGGCUCAGAAGCUGAAGAAGAAGCAGACGAAACGCGCCAAGCACAGGGUCAACCCCGUGUGGAACGAGAUGAUCAUGUUCGAGCUGCCGGACGACCUGCUGCGGGCGUCCAGCGUGGAGCUGGAGGCGCUGAGCCAGGACGAGGCGGGGCGGGGCUGGGCGCUGGGCCGCUGCAGCCUAGGCCUGCACGCCUCCGGCUCCGAGCGCAGCCACUGGGAGGAGAUGCUCAAAAACCCUCGCCGCCAGAUCGCCAUGUGGCACCAGCUGCACCCGUAGCCCCCGGCCGCCCUCCGCCACCUCCCUGUGGGCCCCUUCCUCCGCUCGGAAGGCAGAGGCAGAGGGUUGGCGAGGCCAGGCCCCUGGUCCCCUCUCACCACACUCCCGUUUUUAGAAGGUAACAAAGCCAGCCCCGCAGCGUGUGGAAGCGGGCCAUUUGGGUCACACUGAGCAAUGGUUUUGCUCAUCUGUCGUGGGAAGAGCCCCCCAUCGGGGCACCUCAUGUGCAGGCGAGCUGAGGUGAGGUUGGGCCGGAGGCAGGGAGGCUCCAGCUGAGGGAUAAUGGGCGCAAAGAAGAUUUGGGCUUUUUUAAAAAGAAGCAUUUCAAAAAAUGAUAAAGAAAAUAAAAUCGUCCCCUAUCAACCCAUACAUCAGACUGUCUGGGUGAAAGGAAACAGCCCUCCAGGCGGAGCCCCGCUGUGCGCAGACAUUAGCAUGUGAAGAAUCACCAGCAGACUCCAGCCCGUGGACCUCCGGGUCAUUGUUCCCAGCCAAGGCCCGGACCCUCGCCCACAGGCACCGCUAUCCCAAGCAGAGCAGAGCGGAGGACCCUGCUUGGAGAGACCCCUUCUACAGCAUUCCAGACAGCGCCCAGCGUGGACAGCCCUCCACGGCCCCAACACCAGGGCCACCGGGUCUAACGCCGGACUCCUCAACUGUCAGAGUGAAUUUAGGUCCUCUGAUUUUUAUUCAUUUUAAUUCUUCAUUUUAAAAUCUGUGCGUUUCUGAUUCUGCUCUUGGACUCCCUUGUGUGUGUGGUGUUUUUUUUAAUUGAAGAAUUUUAUUGUUUUAUUUUUUAAUUGACUUAUGUUAUAGUUGGGGAAUCCGUCCCCCACAAAAUAUAGGUGGGAUCCCCCGUGGGUCCCUGAGCGGGAUGUUGACUGAGUGUUAGUUGUCAUGUCCACCAGCAUCACCAAAGUGACCCCGUGUGAGACCCAUCCCUUCUCAGCAUUCCAGCGGGUCCAGGGAGAAGUCCUUAGGAGCUUGGUCUAGUGCAUCCAGAAGGCAACUUUAAAAGGAAAUGAGGUCUUUUGUAAAUGCGCCUCCCUCCUCCCUCCCUCCCUCCCCUCUGGUUUGGGGACUUUCACUGUAAUGGGUAAAUAACCAGCAGCUAGGUGUUGACCUUCUCCCUUGUUAUUCCCGGUAGAUGUCCCCAUUGUUUAAUUCAGUCUAACGAUGCACUUGCUGAGUGACCAUAGCAUUCACAGGUGACCCGGACUCCUGGGUGUUCUGUGGUCAGGUCCUCAGAACCUCAACACGGUUCUCUGUAAAACAGGACCCGUGUCGUGGGAGCUGUCUGCAUGGGAUGUGACGGACGGGGUGGUGUCCCAAAGCUGUUGGCUAAAAACAAACUCUAGCAGAUGAUCUUUAAGCUAGAUGACUGUCUUUCACUUCAAGUCGGCAGUGGAGGAUGCCCCGAACGUGCCAGAACCUUCUGGCUAUUUCCACCACCGUGGGUUCUGCAUUUGGACUCCUCUGUAUGAACUUCCAACUCUGGACCUUCAGAUGUCACCCGGGUUCCCCGAUCUAGAUGAGGAUUUCUAGACGGAAUCGGGCCAUCGUGCCUCCGUGAAUCCAGUCUCUCUUAAGCUCGCGCCCUGAGAAUCCGAGAGGGACCUCGUAACCUUUGGUCAUGACUGGCUCCUUCUAUACAGAAACAGAAACGCAUUUGAAAUAGCUUCACCCUGGAAAACCAGGCAAACAUCGGAUCCUUCCUUCACGGGCAAGUCUUCCAGAGAGUCGG
Sciurus carolinensis (gray squirrel) is the source of this 3128-nucleotide messenger RNA. RefSeq names its product synaptotagmin 13 (gene Syt13). The coding region runs from base 104 to 1384 and encodes 426 amino acids. Gene Ontology annotation, biological process: cellular response to calcium ion; regulation of calcium ion-dependent exocytosis; regulation of dopamine secretion. The transcript is spliced from 6 exons. The record is from RefSeq and is a predicted model, not a curated record. Gene Ontology annotation, molecular function: clathrin binding; syntaxin binding; calcium-dependent phospholipid binding. NCBI's taxonomy places the organism in Eukaryota, Metazoa, Chordata, Mammalia, Rodentia, Sciuridae.